AUGUCUGGACUGGAGGCUGUCGGAAUCGCAGCCAGUAUUAUCCAAAUCGCAGAUCUCGGCACCAAGUUAUCCGUCAAGUUAUUCUCCUUCUACCGUCAGAUCCAAAACGCCAACCAAGCCAUUCAGCAUCUCUCUAGCGACGUUGCUUUGACAUGCGCAAUCCUCCGAGAACUCGGUGAUAGUCUCAAGCAAGAUGAACAGUCCAAACUAUGCUCCCCAGAAGCCCAUCUCACCGCGAGGCAGAUGCUGAAGCAGUGCGAGGACGUCCUAUGGCAAAUACAAACUAUGAUUGACGAGUCCCAUGUUUCGGGUAAAUCUCGCUGGCAGCAGGCUACAAGUAAACUCCGCAAUGUUCUGAACGAGCCGGACGUGAACUUUGUAAGAGGUAAUCUUGAACGGCUCAAAUCGACGAUGCUCCUGCUCUUGAAUGUGAUUAUGUUUGCAGGGCAGAUACGAAAUAAUCAUAUACCGGAGAUGCUUAAUGAGCAACGGAAUUUGUUCAACAUUCUUCUUAAAGAAAAGGCAAAUGCAAAAGUUGAUAGCAUCGCGACGGCAAAUCUGACGCCCACAAUCUGCCUUACAAGCCUGGCCCAACCACUCAAACCAGCUAUUUCGUUCGAGAUGCAUUCUCAACCUUCAUCAGCAUGCCCUCCUCUUGCACAGCAAGAGGUACAAGACUAUAACUUACUUAUCAAAGCUAUGCUUCGCGAGAUCGACGGCUGCAGAUCCAAGCUCGAAAAGAGUCGCCACUCGCGGAUUCGGGACGGUGUUUUGAAUGUUCACUCAAGUGAGAUAGUUUAUUUUCAACGUAACUAUGGAUUGUCUAUCUUCCAGUGUUUUGAUGAAACCAUUUUUGAAUAUGAUGCUGCAAGGGAAGCCCCGGCCAUAUCCAACUCUAUGCUUUCAAGUGCUGAGGCAUCAGGCGAUCUUGGUAUCUCAGUUGACCAUACCCCGAGUUUAGCCGAGUAUUCCGUUCCUGGAUCAUUUUUCACGCCUCUGACCAGUCCUGCUUUGCCGCCUUCUGAUUUCUGGGCUGCAAGAACAGAGGAUUCCGAAGAUGUGGAUCUAUUUGAUCGUUUUAUGUUUGGAGAUAAAACCAAAUCAGCACAACACUCCAUGGCCAGCCCGGCUCUUCGGCCAACCAUGCAUAAUGGCGAUACUAUCUCUUCAGAAGAGUUUUACAUAUCUACCAAGUCCAACUACCAGAACACUCUCGACGGCACCCAAGUUCCCGGCAUCUCCUACCUGGCACCGACGUCCAAUACUUUGACUUCCAAGCGAACCAGUCACAAAAGUGCUUCGCAGCCGCGCCGCAAUCGCAUCAAUUGCGCACUUAGGGAUUUGGAGAAAUUAAUUCCACCAACGUUUCUCCAAGACCAACAAGCCCAGAAGCUAGCCGCGCCAGGUACUAAUACUGGGGAGAAGGAGGGAAAGGAACCCAGCCAAGUCUUCGGCAAAGCCCUUGUACUGGAGAAGGCUAUUCAGUAUAUAAAAGAGCUAAAGGUGUGGCUCAAAGACCCAGAAGCUUCUGCAGAACCAGAGUCCCCUGCCAACCUGAGCCCGGAGCAUGACCUUCCAAAGGUUCAAGGGCAAGGCCUUCGAAACCGUAUCAACAUCGCACUGAAAGAGAUUGAGUUAAUGAUCCCAUCCGAGUUCGUCCAGACGCGACUGAUCAAAGAGUUGGCCAUAUCUGAGAUCAGCCCUGAAGGAAAUACAAAAGGGAAAUUCGUCACACCAGCGCGUAGCAAGGCUAGUACAGUGGAAAUUGCGGUCGAAUAUAUCAGGGAUCUACAACAGAAGCUUAAAAAUACACCGGGAACACGACUCAUGCCACCCCGUGCACCAUCUCCGAAUGGGUGUACCGAUUCACGAGGCGAAGAGCAUCGGCCGCACACAACACGCCCUCCGGAUGAGCCAACAGCGAUAAACGCUGAGAUACCAGCCAGACCGUUAACCUCCUCAAUCGGGGAGGACCCGACUUCUAGUACGGGAUUACCUCCAGAAAUGCCUGGCUCUGGUUUGGGUUCGUCGCAGAAUACUGCCAAACAGACCACGAGUGCGAAACGGACGAAACGCGGUCAGGGGAUUGUUGACGAAGAGAGAUUAUCAGGUAAAGAAUAUGGUGUCAACCCACAACCCCGGGGAUAUUCAGAAAACAGUUAUGACGACUCACGAGGAACUAUCAUCCUUCCAGAUGGUGAAAACAUUACCAACCCUCAAAUACAGAGACAACAGGCACGAAACCCGACAAGAAGAGCACACCAGUCUUCUGGCAUCAAUUACAGGUUCCGCGAGCACCACAGCCAGAAACGAAAGUUCUCUGAGACUGGCACGCUGAACCCUGUCGCAAUGGCCUCCGUCCCUCUGAUUGAAAAGCGUCAGGAAAUGAGCAAAGGCAUCACAUCCAACGGUACUGUACUUGGGAUUUCCAGCGAGAAAUACCUGGAUGUCUCCAUAGACCCGCUAUGGCCGAGCAGUCUGGAGCAGGCUUUGGAGCGGUGGACAAAUCUCAAGCAAAAUGAAAUCAACGUGGAUAUAGCGGGUUGA
Penicillium daleae is the source of this 2547-nucleotide messenger RNA. RefSeq lists its product as uncharacterized. Bases 1 to 2547 code for a protein of 848 amino acids. The transcript is spliced from 5 exons. Gene Ontology annotation, biological process: regulation of DNA-templated transcription. The record is from RefSeq and is a predicted model, not a curated record. Gene Ontology annotation, molecular function: protein dimerization activity. NCBI's taxonomy places the organism in Eukaryota, Fungi, Ascomycota, Eurotiomycetes, Eurotiales, Aspergillaceae.